AUGGACUUGAGAAACGUCCUCAACGACAGCAGCAGCGGCCCUGUCGCUCCUCGCGCCGCCGUGUCAACGCCUGACCGACCACCGCCGCACCAGCAGCAGCAGCAGCAGCAGCCACCACACCCGCAGUACUCCCAACAUCCUCCUCCUCCUCCCCAACAUCCUCAACUACUGCUCCAGCGACAACAGUCGUAUCAUCUUCAGCAGCAGCAGCAGCAACAACAACAACAGCAACAGCAACACCACCCCGCAUAUCCCCAGCUGCCCACUACACCCGGUCAGGCACCACCACACCCACAACAGCACCAGCAGUCGUAUAUAGACUACAACCACCAGACACGGCCCUCGCCCGUUCGCCACAUAUCGCAAGACCCAAGCUACGGAACCCAGCGCAUGCCCCCGGGCGCGUUCGCGUCUACUUCUCCGUUUUCCGGACCCCCUGUCCCCGGCCCGAACCCCUACGCGAACCGACCUCCGCCGCCGCCUCCGCUACAGCAAGUCUCGGCCCACGAUCCCCGCUCGCCCAGCCUUGCAUCCGGACCCGGCCCUUCGCCGUACCGUCACACGCCCACUUCGUCGAUUAGCGCUCAGAGCGGCGGUUAUCCCUUUCCUCCGUCGGCGCAGCACACGCCCACCAGCCCUGUGCAACGACCCUAUAAUCAAUAUCCUCCCAGCAGUACAGGAGCCGCAUACCCCUCCAGGGAAGGCUAUCCUCCAACACCGGGCGGCUCCGUGGGUGUCGCAGGCCCACAACAACAACCACCACCACCACCUCCACCACCAGGACCAGGACCAGGACCAGGACCAGGAGGCGCUGGACGUGCCCCUUAUUUGCAGGGCCCGCCAGUUAGAGUGCCCCAAACACCCCCGAUUAGCACAGCACACAACCCGCAUUUCCAGCGAUCGCACUCGACGCAUUCGUCAUCGACGCCAACACCAACGUCGGCGCACUCGCAGGGCCCGCCAGGACAUUCGCAUUCGCAUUCGCACCCCCAAGUGUAUGGAGCUCCAUUUGGUCGGGCAAGUCCUGUAACGGGGCCGCAGACAGGAGGAGGACCUCAGGGUGGCCAAUUCCUCGUGGAUCCCCAGCAGCGGCAGUCAUCCCAACCAGGGACUCCAGUUGCGGGUCCAGGUGGUGGUCCAGGGCCGCUAACAGCUUCCACGGGCCCUGGAACAACAAUUGGAACGGCACGUCCACUACCGCCCCAGGCAACUGUUAGCCAGGCCCAGGCCCAGGCCCAGGCCCAAAACUUCAACCACUACCACAGCCAGCCGCCAAGCCCUUACCGGCAACAACGACUGCCUCCUUCAGGUUCCUCCUCUGCGACAACGCAUCAUCACCUCAACCUCAACUCUCCCCGGUCCUCUACUCAACAGCAGCAGCACCACCACCACCACCACCACCAACAAAUUUCCUCUCCCCAUUCUCACCACCCUGCCCCUCCACAACCGCCACCACCACCUCCACCACCUCCACCACCGCCGCCGCAGUCUCUGCCCAGACAACCCAGCGCACAAAGCAUUUACGACGCCCGCGAACGUGAACGAGAAGUAAUACGCGAAAGAAGCAUCAGCAUCAGUCCCAAAACCCGGGUCCCAAGUCUGCCAAGCAGUGCAGGUCGUCCUGCCACGGCUACCUCGGUCGUCUCGAUUCCCGAGUCGGAACCUCCCCGCCUCAACAAUCAUACCGCCGCCACUCCAAUGGCACGAUACAGGGACGAGGUUCGCGACGGUGACCUUGGCCACAAUGCCGCCGCCGCCGUCAAGAGAAAACUCGACGACCGAGAAUUGAGGCCAGACGAACUCGAGAGGCGAGACGUUCGUCCCCCACCAUUCGACAACAGGGCCCGUCCGAGCCACACUCCCAACAAAUCAGUCAAGAGGCGAGCAUACGAUGGCCCGCCUCCCUGGGCACAGCAGGCCACCCGCGGCACCACACUGAAGGAGCCCAACUUUGUCCUCUACAAGCCCGUCCACGCUCCAGGCCAAGGCCCCGUACAAAUUAAUGGCCAUAGCCGUCAUGCCUCGCCCGAAGAAAAGCGACCCGUGCCUCGAGCACAUGAACCCACUCCCCGCGCGCACGAGAUUCGACACAACGAACGAUCCGCGACCCCGGGCACACAGGGUCCUCCUCCCGAAGCCCAGGCUAAGUGGGGCCCUCUUGGCCCAUGGGAGCCCACUCUCACGGGUGACGUACCCCAGGACACCAUGGCCAAGGUCAUGGCCGACUUUUUCUUUCACUAUAUCGUAUUGAACGAAAAUAUGGGCGAGAUCCAAAGCCGAGGCAUCCAGUUCGAGAUCGAGGCCAAAUUUGGAGAAUUGAUCGACCGUAAUACCAACCAAAGGAUCGACCUUGGAGUGCUGUCCCCUGCGAUACUCAAAGAAGACGAUUAUGUCUAUCCUUUCCGGAGCAUCAUGACCGAGGCACAACACCGAUCCUAUAACGAGUUCCUCAACCACCAGGUUGUCGUCUCCAAGAACCCCAAGUCCAACAUUGGCCGUGAGCGUCCUCGAGUUCCCAUAUCGUAUGAACACAAGUACGAGAUCGACCGGUUUUACGCGAUACCUCCUCAGAUUCGUGAUAAGCACCUCCCCGUCACCGUCGCCAAUCUUCUCGCAUCCAAAGGGCGUGACGCCAAGGUCCGCGUUUCCUACAAAGAGAACAAGGACGGCAGCAGGGAGCAGAUUGCCAAGAUUGUCAAGGCCCGUCUAAAAGACCUAAGCAUCCACUUCCCGGAACACCGGCUGGAUUGCCGCAUCAGCAUCAACCUCGAAAUGCCCUGGGAGGGCCCUCUUGAGGAGCUAGAGGCGUAUGCGACCAGUGCCAACAAGGGACAGUCUCCGGACCGCCGUAAGAAUCGACUGAGCUAUGGCCAUUGUAGCUAUCAGUUUGAUUUGACGCAGGUGGUGGAGAAUGUUAACGGCCGAGACGAAAAGAAGCACGAACUGGAGAUCGAACUCGACCCCAAGGCAGUCCUAGACCAAGGCCGUAGGGCAAGAGAGGGUCAGCCCAACCAGUACUUUGAUUUGGUGGAAGGGUUCCUGAACAACAUCAGGAUCAUGGCCAAGAUGUGCGCCUAA
Molecule: messenger RNA, 3078 nt
Organism: Neurospora tetrasperma FGSC 2508
Lineage: Eukaryota; Fungi; Ascomycota; Sordariomycetes; Sordariales; Sordariaceae
Exons: 3
Coding region: 1-3078 (1025 amino acids)
Biological process (GO): polynucleotide 5' dephosphorylation; 7-methylguanosine mRNA capping
Cellular component (GO): mRNA capping enzyme complex
Molecular function (GO): polynucleotide 5'-phosphatase activity
Source: RefSeq, a predicted model, not a curated record